UCAAGUGGAAAGUAUCAAAAAGGUGUGCAAGGUGUGGCUGACAGGGAUCGCUUUAUUCGUUGUGUUGUUGAAGAAACAGCGCGAAAGCAGACGUAAGAAGAACGUGCCACUCUUACGAGCAGCAGGGAAAAUGGCGAUCACCUCGCCGAAAUGUUCCAAGGAGAGCAAAGUAGAAGCCAGGACUAGAAGUUGGAUAGCAAGGCCGAUAUUGAGCUCGGAGUUCACGGACGAUCCGAUCUUGGAAGAGGUCUACGUGGGUCUGUUAAAGCAGAAACAGAAUACAUCAACAGCUAUUCAAACAGUAUCAUCCAUUCUGCCGGGUUUUCAUCAUCUGAAACGCUGUUCAUCGAACAAGCUUCUCCUGGCACCGUUACAUUCAUCAGAACAUACUUUAACUUCAGACAAGUUGAAAACGAUGUUGAAGGAGAAAGGCUUUGAUUUAUCCUUGCUGGAAGAAGAUUUCCAGGUGUUGAAAGUGCCAUCCAGAGCCGCGAGGACGAAAGCACAGGCAGCGAGAGCCACGAAGAUUUGGCCUCUGAAUUUUCAUCCAGAUCCUAACAUCGAAUGUCUGAUCGAUGGAUCCGUGUUCACGGAUCAGCAAUUGGAUCUGAUAGAAAGGUACAUGAACGUUGCCAUAGAAGCCGCCAAAUUAGAAGCCAUUGGCGACGAGCAUUGCAAUGGUAGCGCGGUGAUCGUUGAUCCCGAAGAUGGACGGAUCCUCGCGAUCGCAGCUUCCAGAAUCGAUCAACAUCCGAUGUGGCACGCGGUUAUGUUAGCCGUGGAUCUGGUGGCCAAACUUCAAGGUGGCGGUGCCUGGAAAUUGAAUAAAGACUCUCAAGAAAGUGUUCAAAUAGCGGACGAAGACUAUGCAACCAGGGAAAGAAGGAUAAAAAGGAAGUACAUAGAGGAAGCUCCACUUUAUUACCCCUCGUCAUUGUCCAUCCUUAAUCUACCGGAAGAAGAGUCUUUGAAGUCGACUGUUGUUAAACAAGGACGAAGAAACAAUGCUUCCAAGAGGACAGAUUCAGGGAAAAGUGAAGAAAUAAACGCAGAAAAAUGUGGUCCUUAUUUGUGCACAGGGUACUGGACGUUUCUGUUGAGGGAACCAUGUCCUCUCUGCGCCAUGGCUCUUUUGCAUUCCAGAGUUUCGAGAAUAUUUUAUGGAGUACCUAAUCAGUGUACAGGCGUGUUAGGAUCUAAAACGGUUCUACACGCUGUGCCAGGUUUGAAUCAUCGGUAUCAGGUUUGGAGCGGUGUUCUGGAGCAAGAUUGUCGACGAGUGUUGCAAGAAAUCCAGCACAGAAAUACGGAUUGACUCAGCCGAUUCACCCGCAACAAUUGAUUGUAAUUUUCUAUUAACCAAUGAUUCGUGGAACAUCCAUGACGAUGCCUUUAAAAAAUAUCUUAUAUGGAAUAUUCCUCUUGUAUUUUAUGAAGAUUAAAAGAGUGGAAAUAAGUCCGCUUUGAAUGGGUCAUCGAUCUCGAUCAGUCUGCUUCCCAAAUUUGGACACCUGUGAAAGGUUUCGUACCUGAUGGUCGUCUAGGAAGCUUAACAGACGUGUUAGUGACGUUCUAACUGCAAACGUAACGACCGGUUUAGAAUUUCAAUGAAAAGCAGACGGCGUACAUGAUCUUACACGUGGUUCGAACGUGCAUUUGUCCAUUACGAGGUAGAUAUACGGGGCGACCUUGGUGUCUUGGUAUAAUUUGCAGGAAUAGAGAUCUCUAACCAUCGGACUGUCGCUGUUCCUUUAUCCACACGGCCAGCUAAACGUUUCGUUGGUUCCGUGUUACGGAAGACCCAUCAAACUUUCUUUUGCAAUUUUUUCACUUUAACGUCGUUCAAAGACUAAAAGAAGAUCGGAUGCUCGACAGAUUUAAGGUUCGUAAGGAGCGAGCAUAGCUCUGAGACGACUCGUAGUUAAUUAAUUAAGAAGAUGAUUCUUUAAAAGCGUUGCGUCAGAGGUAGCAAAUAUCUGUGCUCCUUUGAAGAACGUUUCGAUCAUUGAGGCUAUAAAAGAAGUCGUUGCAGAUGCUCGAGCUCCAUGCAGAAGUUUCCUUUGAUAAUUUGUCAUUCCACGUGUCACCCUGAAGAAAAAAUCCCGAUACGCUUUCUGCAAUUAUUCAGCUAAUCGAUCACCUACUUAAUAUUACUCGAACGAAUACCAAAUGAACCAGUCUGACCCGAUUAACGGUCGAUUUUCGACUCGACGUACACGUGACCGGCAACGAGGAGAAAAGCAUGUCGGCACGGAAUCGAUAAUAACGAAAGUAAUCACUGUCAUGAUUCGAUCGUCCCUUUUGAAAAGUAUCAGUCGCUGCGAAACGAACGGCGUGGCACGCGGACGAAUAACCUCGUUGCUCGAAGAACGAAGUCGUGUACUUCGCGGCAGCGAGAGACAAGGUCGCGAAGUAAUUCGAGGGGAGCAUGGUCGUUGAUCUCGUGUAGGAUCGCUGGAAAUGUAGCGCGAUAAAGCGGCGACGACGACGAGAAGUUCCUUUUCCGCGAUCCGAACGCGACCACCCUUCUUUCCAUCGCGUCGUUCGAACGACGAAACUCUUGUUCGCCGAGCUUUCCUCUCGUAAGACGGUUUAAUUUGUGUGCAAGCGAGUAGCGCGUAUAACAAUGACCUCGCGGAUUAACUUCAAUCAGCGAAACUUCAGACGUCUAACCCCAUUGGGCUGGCCAGAGCUUUGCUGGACGGAUGUACGUGCAAGCACGCGCUUAGGAGAAAAUGGUGGUAGCAGGGAAUUAGGAAGCAAGACAAUUCGUUUGCCGCUCGAGCAAAUAGCAUCUUUCGAAUCUUCUCUGUUCCCAUUCUUACAUACAAGUUCUCCAUCCGCCAUCUUAGUUUAGCUCGUCGAUUUUCUUGGACGAAGAUACUAAGCUUCUAAGCUUAAGGAGACGAUUUGGAGAGACGGAUAUAUCUCGUAUCAGACACACCUCGAAGCUUCACGGAGAAACUCAGUUAACGACCAAGAAGUUGUUCCACGUACUUCGUUGCACUAGCUGGCACGUGGUCGUCCAUUAACGUCACCCGGAAACGCAUCAAGCAGCUACCUUGUUUCUUUCCACCGUUUAUUCAGGCUACGCCGUCGACGCUCGCGAAGCAGCGAAAGAUUCGUCUUCGCGAUUUCAUUGAAAGUUUCGCGACGAAAACACGGUCGUUCGGAGAUAACGACUCGAAAGUAAUUAAUCCACGUGGCAAACAAGCAGCCUUUACGACACGGUUGUUCGUCGAAACUCGACGAAAACAUCUUCGUCCUCGUUUCUCAACGAUAUCAGUAGAAAGUUUCAAUCUUGUAUCG
This is a messenger RNA of Osmia lignaria (orchard mason bee), 3309 nucleotides long. NCBI's taxonomy places the organism in Eukaryota, Metazoa, Arthropoda, Insecta, Hymenoptera, Megachilidae. The record is from RefSeq and is a predicted model, not a curated record.